UUAGUGCAUUGAAGGGGGAAGAAGAAGAGGAGGAGGAGGAGGAGGGAUUGCAUGGAGCAGAGGUGAAAGGCUGAUCCAGGAGGGGUGUGUUUUGUGUGUGUGUGUGCGGAGAAAAGAGAUCCAGUUUGCCCGCUGGAGACUUCCACAAAAAGAGACAAGCCGAGCAGCCGCGAUUUGCAAAGCGGUGGCCGUGGAGGCGGCAGCUGCUUCGGCUACUUCUGAAAGCUGCUUUCCUUGUGGAUUCCAUUGCAAGCCUCGCUUCCCACCCCCCACCCCACCCCUUCUUGCUCCACUGCCGGUUUGGUUGUGUUUUUCUUUUCUUUUUUAAUUGCUUCUUCCGAGCCCCGGGUCGGCUCCCACCUCUGCUGGCGAGGAGCUGGCUGCCGAGGAGGAGACGGAAGCAGGGAAGCCUCUCCUCCAUUUCAAGUCUCCGAAGCCAAAAACACAAAAAGGAAGAUCCCAGCAAUGCCUUUCUUAAUCUGGUUCCACCUGCUGCUGAUCUCCCCCAACGUUGGCGCUUCGAAGACUUGCUUCCCAGGGUGCCACUGUGAAGUGGAGAGCUUCGGUCUCUUCGACAGCUUCAGCCUAACCAAAGUGGACUGCAGUGGGAUCGGGCCCCAUAUCGUGCCUGUCCCCAUUCCCCUGGACACGACCUACUUGGAUUUGUCGUCCAACAACCUGGACUCCAUCAAUGAGUCCAUGUUGACCGGCCCUGGAUAUACCACGCUGGUUAGCUUGGACUUGAGCUACAAUAAGAUCUCCAAGAUCUUUCCCACCACUUUCUCCAGACUCCGCUACCUGGAAUCUUUGGACCUGAGUCACAACUCUUUGGUCGCCCUUCCGGACGAAUGCUUCUCGGGGUCGCCUUUGGGGGAUGUCGACCUCAGCAACAACUUCAUCCUGGACAUCAGCACGAACAUCUUUGCGUCCAAAGGUCAAGGGAAGCCCAUCAACGUGGACCUCUCGAACAACUUGAUCAGCCUCGUUUCGAGACACCAGGGCAAAGCUGUUCCCAACAUCCAGAGCUUAAACCUGUCUGGAAACAGGUUGAAGAGGAUCCCCGAUCUCCAAGGGAUCCCUCUCCGGUUCCUCAACCUCGACGGGAACCCAGUGGCAGCCAUUGAGAAAGGGGCAUUCCGGGGGCUGAAGGAUUUGAUCCACCUGUCGCUCAGUGGGAUUCCCGACCUGGUGGAGAUUUUGCCGUACGCCUUCAAAGACCUGCCAGCUCUCCAAGCGCUCGAUUUGUCCAACAGCCCCAAUGUCAAAUCCUUGAAUGCGGAAGUUUUCUACAGCCUCAAUUCUUUGCAGGAGCUCAACCUGUCUGGCACAGGGGUGGCGAACUCCGUAUCGAAAACGAUGCUGAAAUUUCUGCCUUCCAUCAAAAGCAUCACCCUCGGGAAGGAUGUGAAGUGCAUUAAGACAGUCCGAGAAGGACAGUACCACAGACAAACCGGGCUGACCAAGAAAGAGAUUCUAAGUUGUCACGACAGUCAUGGGUCAGUAGCAACAGCACCCUAUGCUUUGUGACAAGGGUCAAGGAGAUUGUGUGGGUGCCUGGACUUCAAUAAGCCUCAAAUGUGCCUUCUGUAAAAACUGUUAAUUUAUAUAUUUUGUAUAAUUCAAUACUUGAUUACAAUGAUUGAUUGGA
Molecule: messenger RNA, 1648 nt
Organism: Zootoca vivipara (common lizard)
Lineage: Eukaryota; Metazoa; Chordata; Lepidosauria; Squamata; Lacertidae
Gene: TSKU
Product: tsukushi, small leucine rich proteoglycan
Cellular component (GO): plasma membrane
Molecular function (GO): protein binding
Source: RefSeq, a predicted model, not a curated record